Messenger RNA from Cuscuta epithymum, 1922 nucleotides. Lineage: Eukaryota; Viridiplantae; Streptophyta; Magnoliopsida; Solanales; Convolvulaceae. The record is from the annotation of a GenBank genome assembly.
UUUUGGAUGAACUGUAAGUAUAUUAAAAAACAACCCAAGAAAACAGAGGUUCAAAAUGUACAAACAAAAAGGGAAACAAAAACUGCAAGUUAUCCAAACAUGGAUAACCCAAACCCAGCAAAAGAGCUCAAAACAAGCAAAACCCCACACCAAAACCAAGCGGUGGUUAAGCACAAACAAGCCCAAAAAAUAGCCACAAGAAACGCCCAAACCAAACAAAGAGAUGGUUAGGCACAACAAGUCACAACUUUACAAGUUCAUGCAGAUAAAGACCAUACAAAAUCUUGUAAACAAUGUGUUGAAUCCUCGCAAAAAUGUCUUCUUCUUUGGGAACAAGGCCAUCAAAGCAUGUAGCAUUCCGGGUUCUCCAGAUCCAGUAGAUGGAAUAGCCGCCUUAGCUUUGAUCCCCGAGCCUUGUCUCUUCCUCUUGAUCCAUUUCAACGAGCUCAGCAUGGUCCCCAUCUCCCUAGGAAUGUCCAGUCACGUCCUGACUCUAUGCCAAACUUUACUUGAAAAGGCACAACUAGAGAUAUUUUUACCAGAUUGAUUGUCAAGAAUAGGAUUCUGUGAAGUAGUUGAAUUGCCAUCACACUGCUCUUUUGUGUGUUCUGGGUAAUGGUUUGCAGGUUGUUCCCAUGCAUGGUUGUCUGUUGGAGGUGAUUGAGAAGCCUUUGAUAUUGAUCUUGACUUAUACCAAACAUGGUAUUUUCUGAGCUUGUCCUUUGAUUAGCAGAAGCAUGCUUGAUUUGUUCAGUAUGAGUUUCUUCCUCUUCAGCAUUCACAGAAUUCACAGUUUUGUUAUUUGUAAAUUUGAAGUUUGCUGGAAAUCCAUGCAGCCUGUAAUAUGUGUCUGAUGUAUGUCCACCUUUCCCACAGUAAUCGCAGAUUUUCCCAUUGUUUUGACUUUUGUUCCCCUUGUAGUUAGGAUUGUAAUUUGAUCCUUUUUAAUUAGGAUUAGGACUGCUUCCUUUGUGAUAACUUGUAACACCAUUGCUUCUGUUGUUUGACCCAGAGACUGCCAUAAUCUUGCUAUCAGUGUCUUGAUUAUAGAUUUGCCUUUCUUGUUGUAUGACUAGGGAAAACACCUUACUCAUAGCAGGUAAAGGGUCUAUCAGCAUUAUCUGUGAUCUGACCACUCCAUACACAUCAUUUAACCCUUUGAGAAAAUGAGUGACCUUGUCUUCAGCCCUAUACUGUUUCAUUUUGUUGAUAGCAUCACAUGGACACUUAAUUUCGCAGGUACAUUCAGAUAAAGGUCUGAGAAUGUCUCAUUCAUCCCACAAUGUCUUCAAUUCAGUAAGAUAAUUGGUAACAUUCAUAUCGCCUUGUUUAAAAUUCGCUAUUGUCUCUUGCAGAUCAACGAUUUUGAACAAAUUACCUUGCGAGAAACGUUCCUUUAGUUCUUCCCAAAUAUCUUGCGCUUUAUCAAACCAGAGGAUGCUCUGAGCAAUUGAUGGAGAGACAAAUUUGAUGAUCCAAGAACUUACAAUGUUAUUUGCUCUCUCCCUGGCAGGAUAUAGAGUAUCGUUCUUUGAUGGCAUCUUUAUCGUUCCAUCUACGAAGCUCAAUUUUUGUUUUGAUAUCAAACUCAUCUUCAUGGAUCUGCUCCAAUGAUUGUAAUUGUCUCCAUCAAGAACUGGAGAUACAAGUGCGAUUCCUGGAUUCUCGCUUGGAUGAACAUAAUAGGGAGAGCUUGGAUUUUGAGUUGGAUCAUUAUUGAAUGUUGUUUCAGAACUUGGAGCCAUUGUUGAAUUUGAGUUUGAGUAGGUUUGAUUUCUAACUCUCUGAUACCAUCUUAGAUAAGUUGCAGAAGAUUUGAGAAGAAAACUUAUGGAAGAAGAUAAUCGAAAUGAAAUCUGUUAGAGGAAGAAUAAUGGUUCAUCUCAUUUCUUCUUAUUGUUCGAUGGUACGGAGUAGCUAUU